Folsomia candida is the source of this 711-nucleotide messenger RNA. RefSeq lists its product as uncharacterized. The transcript has 5 exons. The record is from RefSeq and is a predicted model, not a curated record. The coding region runs from base 109 to 576 and encodes 155 amino acids. Gene Ontology annotation, molecular function: odorant binding. NCBI's taxonomy places the organism in Eukaryota, Metazoa, Arthropoda, Collembola, Entomobryomorpha, Isotomidae.
AAAUCUCUCCUGGACAGAAAUUCAUUCCAGUAUUGGCAUCAUCUAACAAACCUAUUUCAAACACUACAUUUCAUUUUUAAUUUACGUAAACUGAAAUAAUUCCUAAAAAUGAAUUCCCUCGCCGUUUCCUUUAUUCUUGGAGUUUUCUGCGUGUCUUUGUCCACUUCCAUGAAAGACCCCACUUGCCGAGGACAAAAAAUGGAGGUGGCCGAACCAGACAUGCAAGUUUGGAAGGACUGUUUGAAAGAGAUUGCUCCCGAAAUUAACACUGAAGACGAUCAGGCCAAAAUUGAAAAGAAAAUCCCUAAAGAAAAAAUGGCUUGUCUCGGAAAGUGCUUCAUGAUGAAGGAAGGUUUGGUCGACGACAAAGGAAUGCCAUCAAAGGACAUGAUGAUGACCAAAAUUAAUGCCACCAUGCCCAUGGAAGUCAUGGAAGAGAUGGAUUCCGCUAUGGGCAAAUGUGUCGAUGAGACUGGUAAAGGUGUCGACCCUAACGAUCCUACUUGCAUGACUUAUCAGCCCCUCACUCAAUGCAUGAUGGUUGCUUUUAUGGAGAUAUGCAAACUCAAGGAUUAAACGCGUUCGGGAUAUUUUAAGAUGCGUGAUUUCUACGGCAUGGAUCUAACAGAACUAUUUUUAUCAAUUCGCUUUAAAUUUCAUUAUUUUCAAAAUAAGAAUAAAUCAUAAAGUGUAACAUGCAAAUCAUCAAAA